Kogia breviceps (pygmy sperm whale) is the source of this 2662-nucleotide messenger RNA. Its product is annotated as protein-glutamine gamma-glutamyltransferase E. The record is from RefSeq and is a predicted model, not a curated record. Gene Ontology annotation, biological process: peptide cross-linking. Lineage: Eukaryota; Metazoa; Chordata; Mammalia; Artiodactyla; Physeteridae. Gene Ontology annotation, molecular function: protein-glutamine gamma-glutamyltransferase activity.
GAUCCUAGCAGCCAGUAUCCCCACACCAUCUGUGCCAUUCUCAGACGAGCCCAGAGAGGAGGCAGAAGAAGGUGAAACAUGUCUGAACUCCAGAGUGUCGACUGGCAGACAGCCUACAAUGGACAGGAACAUCACACAGACAAGUUCUCCAGCCAGGAGCUUAUCGUGCGGAGAGGCCAACUCUUCUCCAUGUCAUUGACCUUAUACCGAAGUCUCGGCUAUAAAGGACAUGUGACAUUCACAGCUUCCACAGGGCCUUACCCCUCAGAGUCGACCAAGACAAAGGCUGUGUUUCCACUCUCCAGCAGAAUAAGUGGCACUGGCUGGGGUGCACAACUUCUGUACAGCAGGGGCAAUGUUCUGAACAUCUCCAUCCUCAGUCCUGCCAAUGCACCCAUAGGAAGGUACACGCUGAGCGUUCAAAUCUCCUUUGAGGACAAUGACUCCACUCUGAAACUUGGAACAUUCAUACUGCUCUUUAACCCCUGGUUGCGAGCCGAUAGUGUCUAUAUGAGAAACCAAGAUGAGAGAGAGGAGUAUGUUCAGGAAGAUUCUGGCGUCAUCUUCAUGGGAAGAGCAAGUUACAUUAGAAUGAUUGGCUGGAACUAUGGACAGUUCGAAGAAGGCAUUCUGAACAUUUGCCUCGCUCUGCUGGAUAAUAGUCUGAAUUUUCGCCGUGACCCUGCUACUGACGUGGCCCGCAGAGACGACCCCCGGUACAUUGGCCGGGUGCUGAGUGCAAUGAUCAAUGCCAAUAAUGACAAUGGUGUGAUUAGCGGGAACUGGAGCGGUAACUACACAGGUGGCCAGAACCCAAGUAACUGGAAUGGCAGCGUGGAGAUCCUCAAGAAGUGGAAAAAUUCUGGCUUCAGGCCAGUCCUAUACGGCCAGUGCUGGGUCUUCGCUGGGACCCUCAACACAGCGCUGCGGUCUUUUGGGAUUCCCUCCCGAGUUAUCACCAACUUCAACUCAGCUCAUGACACAGACCAAAACCUCAGCGUGGAUGUGUACUAUGACCACAGAGGAUGGCGCAUGAACAGAGGCAGUGACAGCAUAUGGAAUUUCCACGUCUGGAAUGAAGCCUGGUUUGAGCGGACUGACCUAGGCCCAUCAUACGGUGGAUGGCAGGUUCUGGACGCCACCCCCCAGGAAAGGAGUGAAGGGGUGUUCCAGUGCGGCCCUGCUUCGGUCAUCGCUCUCCGAGAGGGUGAUGUGAACUGGGACUUCGACAUGCCCUUCAUCUUUGCUGAGGUUAAUGCCGACCGCAUCACAUGGAUCUACAAUUCCUGGACCGGCGGCCUGAAGAAGAAUUCCACAAACUCUGACACCAUUGGCAAAUGUAUCAGUACCAAGGCGGUGGGCAGCAACUCUCGCGUGGAUGUCACCGAAAAGUACAAGUACCCAGAAGGUUCCAACCAGGAAAGGCGAGUGUUUGAAAAGGCUUUGGGGAAACUUAAACAAUACAUGCCGUUUACUGCAACAUCUGCAAGAAGCUUGAGAAUAGAGGAACAGGAGCCCGGAAUCUCCGGGAAGUUCAAAAUCACUGACAAACUGACAGUGGGCAAAGAAGUCAACCUGACCCUGAUGCUCAAAAACCUAACGAGUGAUUCGAAGACAGUGGUAGUGAACAUGACAGCCUGGACCAUCAUCUACAAUGGCACACUUGUACACGAGGUGUGGAAGGACUCCGUCACCCUAUCCCUGGGUCCCGAAGAAGAAAUACAGCAUCCUGUAAAGAUCGCAUAUGCUCUGUAUGAGAGGUACCUGAAGGCAGACAACAUGAUCCGAGUCACAGCCGUGUGCGAGGUCACCGACGAGACCGAGGUGGUGGUGGAGAGGGACAUCUUCCUGGACAACCCCACCCUGAUCCUGGAGGUGCUGGACCAGGCCCAGGUGCAAAAGCCUGUGACCGUGCAGAUGCUCUUCCGCAACCCUCUGGAUGAGCCGUUGAAGGACUGCACGCUGAUGGUGGAGGGGAGCAGUCUGCUGCUGGACACCCUCAAGAUCGACAUACCAACCCUGCAACCCAGGGAGCAGUCCCGUGUGCGUUUUGAGAUCCUGCCCACCCGGAGUGGCACCAGGCAUCUCCUCGCCGUCUUCUCCUGCAACAAGUUCUCUGCAAUCAAGGCCAUGCUGUCCAUCAACGUGAAAGAGUGAAGCGCCCAGGUGGCCCCAUACAAACUUGGGAACAUGGAGCAGGCAGGGCUCACCUGUGGAGUGAGCCCCCUGCCCACACACACUGUCCAGCCUGGGAAACUCACUCCGUCCCCCAAGGCGGCCUGGACUCGGACCUCCAGGCUCCAGCACACACCCCUCCCUUGCUCCCAGGCUGGGCUGGUUUCACCCUGGCCCGCGGCUUGAUCACUUUUGCACGUCCCCCAAGCUUCUCCUCAACACUGCCCACUCUGUGAGCUCCAUGACCCUGCUCAGCCCUUAUACCCUCAAUGCUGUGGGCAUGGAGUGGCACCUGACCCAGCAGCUCUCCAAAUGGAUACGGGGGGAGAAGAUGGUCUGGACUGUUUGCUGAUCCCCAGCCUGCAGUUGGCACAUCCCUGCUCCUCUCUUAGGCCACUAUGGAGGUGGGGGCAUGAUGGUUAGCCAUCUGUUGUAACACUCACAAACGCACCCUCAAAAUAAAUGCUAAAAAGAGCGCGAUCACACA